UGAUUCAGGCGCAGUUGAUGCAUCUUUGCACAAUUUAGAAACUCUUAUUAUGUGAUCUCGGAAAAAAAUUUGAAAUGUAAAAAUUAUGUCAUUGCGUAGAUUUGGCUUCAAGUGGCAGAGAAACUAGCAGAGGAGCAGCAGGAAAGUUAUCACGCACAAAGGAAACGUUGGAAAGCAUCGUACGAGGGUGAAAAUAGAGAGUGCAAAGAGUGCAAAAAGAGUAUUUUAAUUAAUUGUGAUUAAUUUAAUAAGAAUAUAUUCAGUUAUAAAAUUGAGCAAUUCAUUUCUGAAAAUCAAACAAAGAGUGCAUGCUGUGACGGCAAGAUGCUCGAAUGCAGAUCCAUAUUUUACCGCUUUCUUCGCGGAACGCAUUAAGACGAUGUUUCUGAUUCAUUUCAGCGAGUUAGAUCAAACUUAAAUGGAUACAAAGACAAACUCCUGAAUUAAUCAAAUCGCUCUCGCAGAUCAUGUCCAACAGUGCGACCCCCAAAUGAAAUAGAAAACGUGAUUGAGGAUUGGGUUUUGGCGCUUGCUAUCGCUGGUGGGAUUAUGGCUCUAAAUUUAAUUCUUAAUGGGGUCAAUAUUCUGUCUUGUCUGGUGCUACAGAAAACGGUAAAUAGCAUUCUCGAAAAAAAAACUUGAUCGACGUUUUUUUAAAUUAUUUAUUUAAAAGUUGCAGUAAGACACACGGCAAGCGUUCAAAAUGCACUGUUCUGCUUCUCCUGAAACAAAAAUGUUUUCUUUCAAUUUUUAAAACAUUUCAAUUUGAAAAAUACAGGAGUAUAGGAGGUUGAAAAUACUAUAGAAAUAAACUUUUUUUAUAAAAAUGGAUAAGUUUCGAUGAACAAAAUCACAAAUUUCCAUGUUUGGUGUAUAGCCUUGCUUGACAGGCUUGAAUCUACCGCGAGAGAGAAUCUUUCAAUGCACUUGGUAUUGAACUGUUUUUAAAUUAUUAAGAACAAAUUUGAAACUGCUGGUUUUGUUCUUUUAAAAUAAGAGCAUACUUUUGGAUAGCGCAGAAUGUAAAUUGUAACCAAGGAUUCUACAAUUUUUGCUGAAAAGAUUACCGAGCUAAUUGUAAGACAAAAAGAGUCUUAUCUUUUCAAGUAAAUAAAGUUUAAACUGUAAUAAUGUCUAUAAAAUAUAUAAAAGAAGACCUAAUUCAGGAACAAGACGGUGCAGCAAUAAACUAAUGUUGUUUAUCAGAUAAUUUUGUAUAUCUUUUGAGCUAUACACGUCACACAGCGUCGUCGGGAUAAUCUCAUUUUAAGUGAUUCGCGUCACGCUCAUUCAGUUGAUGAAUCUUGCAUUGGCCAUUUUAGCAGACUCGCAUCGGAGCUCACUUAUGAUCUCAGACAAGCAAUGAUCAAUUUCAAAUAUUUGGUUUUUGCAUCAGGAGUUUUGUGCGUGGCUUUCGCAUUGAAUGGCAGUACAGAAAUCGACAGUGACAAAAAAGUUUCCUAUUACGCAAAGGACGUGCUAUCGAAGAAAAAUCCGAAAGAAUGGUGCGAGGAAGGCACUUACGAAAAUGAAAAUGGAGAAUGCAAAGAAUGCAAGAGUUACUUGGACAACUGCAGGUCAACAAAAGAGUGUUGCGACGGCAAUUUUCUUGAAUGCAACAAUAAUUAUUGCUUAUGUCCAGAUGAAACGGUUUGGAACGAUCGUUUCGAUGAAUGUCAAUCAUAUCCAACACUGCCCUCUAUGAUUGAUAAAGUGAAUACAGGCUGGGCUUUGGCCCUCGCAAUCAGUGCUGGCAUAGUGGGACUUGCAAUUAUUCUUGUGGCAACGUUUCUUCUCAUCAGAUGUCACAAAACAAGGAAGUCGCAAAGGUCUGUGGCCGUGUUGCGCGUUCCAAUUUCAGCAUUCAGUCCGUCGGCCCCUCCGCCGCCCCCGAGCAGCAGCGUCGCUUUAACCAUCCCGGUCGAUCAGUUGUAUCCAUCAUUAACAGGAGUCUCAUCACCUUCAGCGAGCCAAAUCCACCCCCAAGUGGACAACAAUGCACCACCCCCAACUUACGAAGAAGUCGUGCAAAAGAGAUUUCAAAAGCUAUAAAAUCUUUCCCUCCAUUACUUCUCAAAUGCAACACCAACCAAUUUCUUGAGCAAGAAACGGAAGUUUAUUUUGAAAAUAUUUGAAGUAAAUAUGAAGGAAUUAAUGGAAUAAAAUAUAACGUCGGAGAAAUUAAAUUUAUGUCAGUAUAUCUGUGGCUUCCAAAAUAAACAUAUAUUUAUUCUGUGUUCUAAAAAAUAUUCAACUGACAUUGAGUUCCAAUAAAGAUCAUUUGAAGAACUUCAUGAAUGAAAUUUGUCUAAAUGUGACGCCUAACAUGCGUUAUGGUUUUUCAAAUAAGUGAUCUUGGUGAAGCAAACUUUACAAGUAUUGAUUUUGAACGUUAUAGCCGCUGAUUCAAAACAAUAUUCUCGGCUAACCAAUGGAAUCUUUACCACCUCUAAAUUAUCCUUAACUAGAAAUUUAUAAUUUUAUAUUAUAUAUUGUCAAUACAUUCAUGUUAUUAAUAAAGUCGUCAAAAUUGUAUAAACAUGUGAGAAAAGGCCAGCAUACUUGGCAAACAUCUCAUUAAGACUUUACCCAGGAGGGCGAAGCCGGCAUGGGCCUGUACUAGAAGAGUAACAAAAGGGAUUAUUUGUUUAUCAGUUAAUUCGUCUUGGAAAUUUUAGCAGACUCGCCUUGCAGUUUGCAGUGCUCAGUUCUCUCGAGACGUGAAAUGUUCGGUUUCAAAUACUACGUUUUUGCGUCAGGGAUUUUAUGCUGGGCUUUAUGUAGUGCAAGAACAAGGAAUGAAGCAGGAAAGUAUUUUUAAUUAAACAUAUAUAUAGUUUUGAUUUGUUCUUUUUUUUGUGAAAGUAGGAUUUCAUGAUCAAAACGAUUUUCCAAAGACGCCUCCUAAAAGAUUUUGUGGAGACGGCACGUAUGAGGAAGAAAACGGAUCUUGUGCACUCUGCAAAUCUUAUAUGGCUCGGUGCAAGUUGGAUAAAGAGUGCUGUGGCGACAACAAUAAGCUUCAAUGCACUUCCAAUUCUUGCCGCUGUCCAUUUAGUCAGGAAUGGAGCUUCUCUUUCAAAGAGUGUCGUAUUAGAUCAUAUCCAACAACUCCCCCCAUCACUAUUGAUGAUGAUGUCGACUUCUCGGACAUAUUGUUUAUCACUUCUGGGAUAUUGGGUGGAUUAAUUUCAAUAAUUUCUCUGUUCAAGUUUUGCGCUAAAUGCCACUCAGCAAGCAGUCAGCAAGAAAGGUCUGAUGACGUGUUGAAUGAGCCAAGCGCAGCAUUCAGUCCGUCAGCCCCGAUAUCGCAAGAAGUCUUUCCACCUUCAACAACUGCGCCCUAAAGAGGACAUUAUAAUGACCCACCCCCGUCCUACAACGAAACCGUGCAUAAUGAUUUGUUUUAAAGAUAAAAACUGGUUCCCAUACGUGCUUUAACAUCGACAGAUUUUAAUAUUUAUGUUUUAAAAAAUGUUUGCUUUUAAUGGCCUACAAUUUUCCGUAAAUUUUUACACUAGAUGCACACGUUGUAGAAAAAUUUAUAUAAUAUAUAAUAUAUGUAUUUAAAUUUAAAGACAGUUUUGAUUAUUUUCAAAAUAAAUGAUAAUAUGAUAUGAUAAUUUAGAACUCAAAUUUUAAGCGUGUAAGACGUUUACUUCUCAUUGGAUCUCACAAAUAUGUGCAAUUUUGGAAAAAAAAAUUGUAUGAAUUUUUUUACGGUUAAUCAAGCAUAAAAAUGCUUUCAUGUGGUCGAAUAUUCGCUCUGAAAAUGGUUUAAUUUUGUGAUUUUAAACUUCAACAAAUGUCUGACAUGCGAACAUGUGUGUAAAAAGGGAAGCUUUUUAUAUCGUUUUUGAACUGAAACAAAAUAAAAUGCAUAUUAAUAUUUCAAAAUACUCAA
Molecule: messenger RNA, 3904 nt
Organism: Cloeon dipterum
Lineage: Eukaryota; Metazoa; Arthropoda; Insecta; Ephemeroptera; Baetidae
Exons: 9
Coding region: 1363-2052 (229 amino acids)
Source: RefSeq, a predicted model, not a curated record